AUGGCGGACCACUUCCUGGAGGCGCGGAGCCAGCCUAAUCUGGCCAAUUUCAGGAAGAAGGCCAAGGAAGCCUUAGAUUCCCUGAACGAAGAUGUGCAUGGCAGCAAACCCGCUCUAAAAAUAAAAUGUUUCUUGUGUGGGAAUAUUCAUGGAGCGAAAGACUCGACCGAACAAACCCUGAAAAAGGUGUCUGAUGCGGAAGAUGAAAUCGUCGCUGCCGUCGACGGUAGUAUGCCGAGUAGGUUAAACCAACUUAGUAACAGUGGGAGUGCCAGGGAACGGGGGGACCUGCGGCUCUCGCAGUGGAGUGAUCCCGACGCCAAGGCGCGCUUGAAAAGCAGGGCAACCACUCACGAGCAGUACCUGGAGAAGGAAAAGCUGCUGCAGCAGGUCUUCGACAUGAAGAAGCCGGUGUACCCCAAGCCCCGCAGAGUGCUUUACCCGAGGCCGCGCCCCAAAAAGAGGGACCCUGAGGCCCAAACAGUGGUUUGGCCACUGGGCACGACUAGGGUGCCUCAAUGACCUUCUGUUUAGGGUGAUGCCAUCGUUUGUAGCACCCUAGGCACGACCGAUAACUACCCCGUGCCGGAGAUAGAUCCUCACGACAGCGUCCCGACCGAGUUCAUCAAGGGCUACAGCCUGGCAGGAGCCGACCCUGCCGUCUCGCCCGGAGAUGACACCAUAGGAAAUGGAAAGGCCAAGAGGAAGUGUCAGGAUGGACGGCAGGAGUUCAUUGAAAGGCAAGUGGACCGGGAACAAAUGAUCGAGGAAAAAUACCUGCAGCUUGAGGAGCGAAGGCUCAAGCUCCACGAAGAGCGGCUGGCCUUUGAGAGGACCAAGUUUGAAGCAGAGGUGGCGGUCAAGGUCAGAAGGCUAGACAUGGAGGAGAAGGAGCGCCGGAUGCGCGACGGCACAGACAAGAUGCACCUGGAGCUCAUGAAGAAGAUGUUCGACGAACUGGUCCGGAAGGCACUGUGAUCGAGAACUGCCAGGAAAUUCUUCGUCGCGUAUGAAGUGCUUUGGUACGAUGGUGGGCAUUAUCACCGAGCGUUAGAA
This is a messenger RNA of Ixodes scapularis (black-legged tick), 1056 nucleotides long. RefSeq lists its product as uncharacterized. Lineage: Eukaryota; Metazoa; Arthropoda; Arachnida; Ixodida; Ixodidae. The record is from RefSeq and is a predicted model, not a curated record. The transcript is spliced from 3 exons.